AUGUGUAAAUCAAACUUGAGUAUGCAUUUUAGAGAUAAAAGUGAACCAAAUUUAGAUUCGCCAGGUCAAGAUGAUGCUUUAUUUUCACAUGAUGAAUCCGAUGACGAUCAAGAUUUUUCACAUCAUUUCAAUAAUGACAGCGAUGAAGAGGGAUUACCAAAAUCAUAUAAUUCAGCUCAUUUCUCAAGUACAGAAGAUAAAUACAUGAAAGAUCAAGAUUUAAAAGUCAAAGCUUUUGAAGCGUUGCAUCACAAUGGCGCAUCAGGUCUAACUUCAUCAUCACCAAAAACUAGUACAUCAAUUAAAAGAAGGCCCUCCGUUAUAGAUAUGCCACACAAGUUGAAUCACAAAUUUCAUCCUUUGACCCCUUCUCAAGCUCCACAUUAUACUACUGGGAAUCUAGCCAGUGAUCCAAAUGCUUUGCCUGAAGAAUAUCCCUCCGAUGUAUUAAUUGAUUUUUAUAAGCACGUCAAAUUAUGUUUAACAUUGAGAAACAAAUACUUGAAAUGGUCUGCGCAAGAUCCAGAAUCACUUAAUCCAAAGAAUCAAGAAAGUUGGAAAAUUUAUCCUCCUCCACCAAAACCAACUUAUAAAUCAAAAAAUAAAUUUAAUCAAAUACCAUUUCAUGAUGAAGAAGAAGAAUUUGAUUUUAACAAAUGUGAAAUACCUGAUUUAUCAGAUAGUCCAUAUUAUUUCUCAUUAGAUGAUGGAGAUGUAUAUCAAGUUUAUGAUAAGGAAAAUGAUAAAAAAUUGGUCAAUAUUCCAAACUUACAUGAUUAUUAUGCCGAUUUAAAUGUUAUUACAAAAAUCUCAUCAGAUGGUCCAACUAAAUCAUUUGCAUUCAAAAGAUUACAAUAUUUGGAAGCCAAAUGGAAUAUGUACUACUUAUUGAAUGAGUUUGAAGAAAACAAACAAUCCAAAAAGAAUCCACAUAGAGAUUUUUAUAAUGUUCGUAAAGUUGAUACCCACAUUCAUCAUUCUGCAUGUAUGAAUCAAAAACAUUUAUUAAGAUUUAUAAAGUAUAAAUUAAAAACUGAACCGAAUGAACAAGUAAUUUUUAGAGAUGGCAAGAUAUUAACUUUGGAAGAAGUUUUUAAUUCAUUGAAUUUGACAGGUUAUGAUUUAUCAAUUGACACAUUAGAUAUGCAUGCUCAUACUGAUACAUUUCAUAGAUUUGAUAAAUUCAAUUUGAAAUAUAAUCCUAUUGGUGAAUCUAGAUUAAGAGAGAUUUUUUUAAAAACUGAUAAUUUCAUUGAUGGUAGAUAUUUAGCCGAAAUUACAAAACAAGUUAUGGAAGAUUUGGAAAACUCUAAAUACCAAAUGAAUGAAUUAAGAAUUUCAAUUUAUGGUAGAAAUAUUCAUGAGUGGGAUAAAUUAGCAGCUUGGGUUAUAGAUAACAAAUUAUUUAGUCAUAAUGUUAGAUGGUUAAUUCAAGUUCCAAGAUUAUAUGACGUUUACAAGAAAAAUAAUAAUGUUAAAAGCUUUUUAGAUAUUUUUAAGAAUGUAUUUCAACCAUUAUUUGAAGUUUCAAUAAAUCCAAAAUCUCAUCCAAAAUUAUAUGUGUUUUUACAAAGAGUUGUUGGUUUAGAUUCUGUUGAUGAUGAAUCUAAACCUGAAAGACCAAUUCAAUCAAGAAAAUAUCCAAUAGCAGGAGAUUGGAAUUCUGCUACUAAUCCACCAUAUUCCUAUUAUUUAUACUAUCUUUAUGCAAAUAUUGCCACAUUGAAUAAUUUAAGACUCAAGAAUAAAAUGAACACAUUUGUUUUAAGACCUCAUUGUGGUGAAGCUGGAGAUCCAGAACAUUUAAUAAGUGCAUUUUUAACAGCUCAUAGUAUUUCACAUGGUAUUUUAUUAAGAAAAUUGCCAUUCAUUCAAUACUUAUACUAUUUAGAUCAAAUCGGUUUAGCAAUGUCACCAUUAUCAAAUAAUGCAUUAUUUUUGACAUAUGAUAAGAACCCAUUCUAUAAUUUUUUCAAGAAAGGAUUGAAUGUUUCAUUAUCAACAGAUGAUCCAUUACAAUUUUCAUACACAAAGGAACCAUUGAUUGAAGAAUAUUCAGUAGCUGCUCAAAUUUAUAAAUUAUCAGGUGUUGAUAUGUGUGAAUUAGCUAGAAAUUCUUGUUUACAAAGUGGUUGGGAAGCUGCUAUAAAGAAACAUUGGUUAGGUAAGAAUUAUAUGAAAGGAGGAGUUGAAGGAAAUGACAUUGAGAAAACAAAUGUUCCAGAUAUUAGAGUUGGAUUUAGGGAAGAAACAUGGAAAAGUGAAAAGGAUUUAAUUGAAUACUAUAAUAAAUUAAGAAAACCACUGGAAACUUCAAGCACAUCUUAA
Insectozyma verbasci is the source of this 2328-nucleotide messenger RNA. NCBI's taxonomy places the organism in Eukaryota, Fungi, Ascomycota, Pichiomycetes, Serinales, Debaryomycetaceae. The record is from the annotation of a GenBank genome assembly.